Molecule: messenger RNA, 2274 nt
Organism: Symbiodinium sp. CCMP2592
Lineage: Eukaryota; Dinophyceae; Suessiales; Symbiodiniaceae
Source: the annotation of a GenBank genome assembly
AUGGCCUCGUAUCCCCGGUCAAUUGCACCGGCCGCGGUGUGGCCUCCGCAGCCAGCACCCUACGCAAUGGUACAGGCGGUCCAUGCACCCUACGCUGCACAGCCGGUCUGUGGCAAGCCAGUCGCUGAGCUGAACCUGGGGCUCAUGAGCUCUACGACCACAGCCGCUCCUUCCUCUCCCGACGACUCCAACUCCACACCCAUCUUGUUCUGUCCGGAGCGCCGACCGAUGCCCGGCAGUGCCUCGAGCUCUCUCUCGGCCCCGCCUACAGACAUCAAGCUGAACACAGGGGCUGAGGCGGCUGCGAUACGGCUCAGGUUUGAAGCUCCCCAGGCAACUUGCGAGGCAGACCCUCGACUAGGUGCACCGCCUGGCGACACAGGCAGGAAGCCGACGAAGGGCGAGGGCAAAGUCUUCAUCGCUUGCCCCAAGCCUGCAGGCCGCGCCCGGUCCCCUGAUGCCGUGCUGUUGGGUCGCCCUGUGCCCAGUACCGGUGGUGCGCGAACGCCGGUGCCAGGCGGAACGAAGAUGGCCCCGCAGGCCGGCACCAGAAUCCCAGUACAGGGUGCUGUCAAGACGCCGAUGCCCAACGCUGCAAAAGCGCCACUGCAGGGCGUAAGGACGCCGGUCCCGGGCGGUGUGCGCACUCCGGUGUCAGGCGGCGUGCUCACUCCCGGGCCUCCAGGACAGGGUGGGGCGAGGACCCCUGUCUCCCCGCUGCCAGGCGCCCGGAGCCCGCUCCAGCCGCACAAGGUGCUGCUCAGAGCUAAGACCGGCGGUGCGGACCUUACUCCGCCAUCCCCAACACCAGCGACGGGGAGCCCGGCACUAGUGAAGAGCAAGACCGGCCUGAAUGCAAGGCGCGUGCCGAGCCCGGUGCUGGGACACCGCUUGGUGGCGCCGGGAUCCGAAAGAGGAGGAAACCGGAGCUGCUCUCCAGAAGGCGGCCAUCUGCCUGGGCAGACCAGUGCUCCACCCUCGCCACAGCUUCCGAGCCGCACAGUGGGGGCGGCUUGCCGACUCCGAGUUCACAGCCCGCGGGGUCAGAAGGAGAAGGCUGCGCAGCAAGUUACAAGGACGUGCAGUGAGGGCGAGGACGCCCUCCACAAACUGCAUGGUAGUGCCAGCUUGAUCAAAGAUGCCCUGGAGAGCAAGCAGAAGCUGCAGAAGUAUGCAAAGUCCUGCUUCCAAGCGUCAGACGCCAAUGGCGACGGCCAAGUGAGUUUCGAGGAGCUUUGCAAAUGCAUGCAGAAGAUGAAUGCAGAUCUCGGCAUUGGAGAUUUCACGGAGCGGCAUGUGAUGCACUACCUCCAGAGAUUCGACACCGACGGGGACGAGCUGCUAAAUGAGAAAGAGUUCCAAGAGCUCUACAGGGCCCUGCUCUUGGUGAAGCUGGAGGAAGUGGAGCCUGCGGACUUCUCGCGGGAUAUGUUUAUUGGCCGACGGAAGGGCAAACCGGAGGACAACUACGAGGUCUUCGGUAUCGUGGGGGUCGGCUCUUUCGGAGUGGUCCGGAAAGUCAAGUGCAAGCUUACCGGCACCACACGUGUGAUGAAGGUGGUCGACAAGCAGAAGGCACUCAAUGGAGGCUAUCCUCUGAAGCUCAUCAUGGAGGAGAUCGACAAGCUCCGGGCUCUUGACCACCCGUCCGUGCUGCGGCUCUUCGAAUACUGUGCUGACGCGCUGAACUUGUACCUGUUUACCGACAUGCUGCCAGGUGGUGAUUUGCUCGACAUCGUGGAGGGAUCUUACAACAAGAAGCGGCGAAUAGAGGAGAAUUGGGUGCGGGAUGUCUUUCGCCAGGCGGCUGAAGGAGUCGCCUACUGCCACGCCAAAGGCGUCAUGCACAAGGACUUGAAGCUGGAAAAUAUCAUGCUGGCCUCGGUCCAACCACCGGAGGCGGUGGUCAUCGACGUGGGCCUUGCCGAGCUUUUCCCGCCCUCCGAAGCUGACUCCUUCAGCUCAGCGGACCCUGCUGGUACGCUGGCGACCAUGGCUCCUGAAGUGAUCCGCGGCAACUUCAACGCGAAGUGUGACGUAUGGUCUCUAGGUUGCUGUCUCUACGCACUGCUCUGCCGCAAGCCUCUGCGCCUUGAGGAUGUGAAGGGCGAAGGAAAAGGCGAAGUGGAGCUGUACGAUUACUUCUAUCCGUUCUCUCCGCCUCCGGAUGAGUCCCGCCCGGAGCUGAAGGCAUACAUUGCGCGGCAGAAGGAAGGCCCAGACUUCACCAGGCCAUCAGAGCUUUCGGGUUUCUUUCAUCGACGGGCCUGUUAG